AUGCAAGACUACCCUCUGCUGCACCAGCUGCAGCUGAUCCUCUUUCGGACCCAGGUGCUGAUUGCCACCUUCGGCGCUACACUGGCAUGGACUCCCUUCUUGCAAAGUGGCUCCUUCGUGAUUGAGCUGCAUCCUGGUCCUCCGGAAAGCCUGACGCAUUUUGGCAGCUGCUGGACACAGCCGCCAGCGAUGUAUCGCUUGCCGCACCAAGAUGUACCCACCUGGGACAUGAAUCCCCGCAGUGAGUGGGGAAGUUGGGCUCAAGCAGCCCAUGCUUCUUGGAAGGUCAUUUUGCAUAGGCGGUUCCUGAACAGUUCCGUUUGCGUGAAGAUUUUCCAUCGCGGGCCAAAGGUUCAUCACGCCUGCGUGGCAGCACCACCUGCCGAAAAUGCACGCUGCUUUCGGAAAUAUACGGUGGAUGUUUUCGAAGUUCCAGAGUUCGAGACCGACGUGACGACGGUGGUGGCCCUCGCGCGAGAUGCGGCCAGCAAGCUGUCCAGCCGUCGUGGUGCGGCCAUUGCCUUGUAUGCGGAUUCCAAGAUCAAGGAAAACAUUGAGGAUGCCGAUCUGGAGACCCUCAUGCAGCAGAUCAAGCACAUCAGAAUACGUGAGUUUGAUCAUGGUGAGGACGAGUUCUUCAACAAGUUCUUUUCCAGAAGACAGCUCGGCAUCAUGGCGCAUGAGCUACAGCCCGUCAUGCCGACGGCGGUCGGCGUCUUGCCCGAGCGGAGAUGGACGAACCCGAAGGGUGUCACCAAUCAGACGAAGCAUGUCAUGCUCAUCCGUGACACGCAUCUGCUUUUCGCGGCUCUUGGGGCUGUGCAGGUCCUCGCUAAGAAGGCAGAUUUGUGGGACGAAGGCAUAGAGAAGCUUUUCAAGGACACUGCAGCUAUCGUGGCUGAGCAGGACGACAGCAGGCGGAAGCGCGAGGAGUUGCUCGAGCAGCUCGUCCGCGUGGUCGCAAAGGUGGAGGUCAUGCAGUUCGGCUUCGCGAAGACGGAAGAGUCUGUCGCACGCAUGGACGGGGCCAUCAGCCACUACAAAGAACUGCAGGAUGAGCGUCACAGCCUUGUGCUUUCAGGCGUGGACGACCUGAAAAACAGGUCCAUCCAGCAAGACAUGUCCAUAGAACAGUUCCAAGCCGAGUUCCGAAGUGCCGUCGAUCGAGAGGCGCGUGCGGACUUGGUGGAGAAGCGCAAGCAGACG
Symbiodinium sp. CCMP2456 is the source of this 1206-nucleotide messenger RNA. The record is from the annotation of a GenBank genome assembly. Lineage: Eukaryota; Dinophyceae; Suessiales; Symbiodiniaceae.